Molecule: messenger RNA, 327 nt
Organism: Iphiclides podalirius (scarce swallowtail)
Lineage: Eukaryota; Metazoa; Arthropoda; Insecta; Lepidoptera; Papilionidae
Source: the annotation of a GenBank genome assembly
AUGAAGAGCAUGUACAACACGGACAGCGGUGUCGGCGACAGCGCAGACGGGGUGGCGAGACUGCGCCAAGUGUACGCCGGCAGGAAGCUCUCCGACACCUUCCAUCACAUCAGCGAGAUGGCGCUGCAGAGGGACCCAGAGCGCAGACCAUCUGCUACACAGCUCUUAAAUCACAUGUUCUUCAAACAGAUAAGGAAAACAGACUUCUUGCCCAGCCUCAUUGGUCGUGUUAAGCCUAUUAAACCAGAUCUCAAUGACAUGUCAGCAUUGUUAUUACAAGAGAAGUUAUCGGAGAUGGACAUAGAGAAGCAAACAGAGUGGGAUUUC